This is a messenger RNA of Camarhynchus parvulus, 681 nucleotides long. RefSeq names its product ATP synthase membrane subunit c locus 1 (gene ATP5MC1). The transcript is spliced from 6 exons. Gene Ontology annotation, molecular function: proton transmembrane transporter activity. Bases 142 to 612 code for a protein of 156 amino acids. Gene Ontology annotation, biological process: proton motive force-driven ATP synthesis; proton transmembrane transport. The record is from RefSeq and is a predicted model, not a curated record. Lineage: Eukaryota; Metazoa; Chordata; Aves; Passeriformes; Thraupidae.
UGGGGAGGGCGGGCGCGGGCGCGCGCGCGCGGCGGCAGCCAAUGGGCGCGGAGGACGCCGGGGGGGACACGGCCAAGGUGACGCUGCCCACAGAGCCGCCGCCGCCGCCGGCCCGAGCGGACCCCGCGCAGAUCCAGCACAAUGCAGGCUCCCGUGGCUCUCCUCGGCUCCCCAGCGCUGUUCCGCUGCUGCUCCAGGGCUCUGGCCAGGCCCGUGUCCGUGGCUGUGUUCAGCAGGCCUGAGGAGAGCGCGCAGGUGUCCCUGGCUGUGCAGCCGCAGCCCCAGCGGCAGUUCCGCAGCUCGGCGCUGUCCCUGCCUGUCCCCGUGUGUCCUGGCCGCCAGCGCCGGGGACAGACAGACAGGGGACAGGCUGUCGGGGACAGGACGACACGGACGCCAGGGAUUCAGGGGGACGGGGCCGCCACCAGGGGACAGGGACAGGGCUCGGGGGCGGGGAUCAGCACCGUGUUCGGGAGCCUCAUCAUCGGAUACGCCAGGAACCCGUCCCUGAAGCAGCAGCUCUUCUCCUACGCCAUCCUGGGCUUCGCGCUGUCCGAGGCCAUGGGGCUCUUCUGUCUGAUGGUGGCAUUCCUCAUCCUCUUCGCCAUGUGACAUCCCAGGGGACAGCCCCGGCUGCUGCUCCUCCUCUCCUGCCAGUAAACCACGGAUUUCUCUACGGAA